Messenger RNA from Hydatigera taeniaeformis, 987 nucleotides. The record is from the annotation of a GenBank genome assembly. Lineage: Eukaryota; Metazoa; Platyhelminthes; Cestoda; Cyclophyllidea; Taeniidae.
GGUUUUGUUACUUUUGCAGCUACCGAGCUUGACUGUUGUGUUAUCCCCGUUCGUAACAACCUCAAACUCAUUCAGACAACAGAUUUCUUCUAUGCCAACGUCGACGAUCCCUACACAAUGGGCUGGAUAACUUGUUGCAAUGUUUUGAGUGAUCUCUACGCGAUGGGUGUGGCGGACUGUGACAACCUCCUCCUCCUUCUCGGCAUUCCCACUACCAUGACCGCGGAGGAGCGCACCACCAUUACUACCCUCAUUAUGCAGGGCUUUCAGGAAUGCGCCUUGAAGGCUGGCUCAAGUGUGCGCGGAGGGCAGACAACGUAUAAUCCCUGGGUCCUCAUUGGUGGUGUUGCCACCGCCAUCGUCCCCGAUUCUGAGUUUAUCAUGCCGAAUCAGGCGGAAGAGGGCAGUAUGUUGGUACUAACCAAGCCACUGGGCACACAAUUGGCGGUGACAGCUUACAAUUGGAUGCUCGAUCGCACCGACGUUUGGACGGAGAAGUGCGCUUCGCGCAUCUCUGAGGAGGAGAUGCGUAGCCUCUAUAACGCCGCCACCCUGUCAAUGUGUCGUCUCAAUCGAAACGCGGCUCAGCUGAUGCGCAAGUACGGCGCGCAGGCCUGCACUGAUGUGACGGGUUUUGGGUUGCUUGGGCACGCGCGCAACCUGGCAGCCGUGCAGAAGGCGGCUGUGACAUUUGAGAUAAAUCGGCUGCCCUGUCUGGCGGGUGCGUACCACCUCUCCAAGGCUCUGGCCUCACGUCAUCAUCUCGAUACCGCACUAACUCCGGAAACAUCUGGUGGCUUGCUGGUUGUGAUGUCAAAGGAGAGCGUGGAGGGUUACUGUCGAGAUCUCUUCGAGGUUGACGGCACACCAUCGUGGAUAAUUGGUGAGGUUCGGGCAGCAGCCACACCAACGGAUGCUCGAACAGCGAGUCUCUCAGCCGAUGUAGAGAUCGUUGAGGUGCCACACGAAACCAUUGUUCUGAAAUGA